AUGGCGGAGCUUAUGAACGAAAAAGAGCGCAUAGAAGCUGAGCUGUCAGCUUACAGCAGCGUAUUAACAUCGCAAGGUGUCACUAUGGAUACGAGCUUGACGACCUUUGACGGUUAUCCUCGCGACGAUAUCGAUGUGGCGCAGAUCCGCACUACUCGGGCGAGGAUAAUACACCUUCGCAACGACCACAAGGAAGUCAUGAAACAACUAGAAAAGGGCCUACAUGCACAUUUUGAAGCCCUACAGAACGCGCAAGAUUCGUCUACGACCCCCAACGGAGCUACAACGCAACUAUCACAACGCUCAUUACCCACACAAAACGCAAUCACCGAGACGCCAUUUGCAAAAGUGAAUAGCGUCGCGCCCGGCAGUCCGGCCGACCAAGCCGGUCUGAAAGCCGGAGACGUCAUCCGUAGUUUUGGAACGGUCAAUUGGGUGAACCACGAGCGGCUGACAAAGGUUGGGGAGGUUGUGCAGCAAAAUGAAGGGCGUGCUGUCGUGGUGAAAAUCGUUCGGCAGAACGAGUCUGGCCUAGGUAUCAGAGAGCUGAGUGUCAGCCUCAUACCGCGACGCAAUUGGGGAGGCCGUGGUCUUCUGGGAUGCCAUUUGGUGCCUAUUCAUAGGCACCCCAACGCGAUUUAG
This is a messenger RNA of Talaromyces atroroseus, 642 nucleotides long. RefSeq lists its product as hypothetical. Gene Ontology annotation, cellular component: nucleus; cytoplasm. The transcript has 5 exons. The coding region runs from base 1 to 642 and encodes 213 amino acids. Gene Ontology annotation, biological process: proteasome regulatory particle assembly. Gene Ontology annotation, molecular function: protein binding. The record is from RefSeq and is a predicted model, not a curated record. NCBI's taxonomy places the organism in Eukaryota, Fungi, Ascomycota, Eurotiomycetes, Eurotiales, Trichocomaceae.